UGACACGUCAGUAGAAUUUCAUUUUUGCACAGAUAUAGAAUAACACUUUGGAGAAAUUUAGUUAUAAAUAAAGCUGUAGCCAGUGCUUGGAGCUUAAAUCUGACACUAGCGAUAAUAUAAACAAAAUUUCGCUAACAAAAAAAAAAUAUUUAAAAAAGUAGAGGAAAAAAUUUUACAAAACAAAGAAUUGCAAAAAUGUCUAACGGAGGAGAUGAAUUUGAUGGAUGCGAGUGUGUCUGGAGCCAUGAAUUUGUAAUGCAACAGCUACUGGCACUGAUGCGUCGCAGUCAAACAAAUUGCAAUGAUGUGGAAUGUAUUGAUGUAUCUGGACGUUUACAGCAACCAGCUGUAGCACGUCAAGAUGAUAAUAUUGUUAUGAUGGUUAUGUUUAUGAUUCUUGCUGUAAUCAUGUAUUUAAUACGCCCCGAAACUUUAUUAAAGUUUACAAAUACCAAACGUCGUACUCCAGAUGGAGAUGAACGUCAUGGGGAUCCUCCUCCACCACCAGCACCGCCAGCUAUUCAUUAAAAAUACAAUAAGUAACGAAUUUAUAAAAUUUAUAUUCCGUUUAAAAAAAAUAUAUAUGUUUUAUA
Teleopsis dalmanni is the source of this 593-nucleotide messenger RNA. RefSeq names its product small integral membrane protein 14-like. The coding region runs from base 196 to 528 and encodes 110 amino acids. Lineage: Eukaryota; Metazoa; Arthropoda; Insecta; Diptera; Diopsidae. The transcript has 4 exons. The record is from RefSeq and is a predicted model, not a curated record. Gene Ontology annotation, cellular component: endoplasmic reticulum.